AUGUUGCUUCAGCACUCCAAGAACACAGUCAUGUCCACUGCAGAGGAUAGUCAACAGAGUGCUGUCCAAGUCUUUAGAAGAAGAGAAAGUAUCACAAAUGAUAAAUCAGAUUUAAGGGAUGAAGAUCAAAUCAAUGAUCCUGCAGUGGCCUUGAAUGAAGAAACACAGGUUAAACUUCACAAAAAUGGCAAAGAAGAAGCACUUAGAAUGGAAAUGCCAUAUUGCACAGGAGAAAUCGACUUCAUGGCUUCUGGAAAGAAACGGGGAAAGUUUAUUAAGGUCCCAUGUGCUAUCCAUCCCAGAGUAAUCUUUGAUGCUAUGAGCAACAAAUGGAACCUUCCUGCUCCCAACCUGGUUGUCUCUUUAGUUGGAGAAGAAGAAAACUUUCCGAUGAAACCUUGGUUACGUGACACCUUAAGGAAAGGACUGGUAAAGGCUGCACAGAGCACUGGUGCCUGGAUCUUUACCAGUGCCUUGCGGGUUGGAAUAACAAAACACAUAGGGCAAGCAGUCCGGGAUCACAUGUUGGCAAGCACUUCAUCCACAGUGAAAGUAGUUGCAAUAGGAAUAACAUCACUGGGGAAAAUUCAGCACAAAGAACUACUGGAAGAUGCAAAGAAUAACAGUCUUAUAAACUACAAAUCUGACCAUAAUGCCAAGGGUCCUCUAUACUUUCUUGAUAACAAUCAUUCCCAUUUUAUUUUUGUGGAUGAAAAAGAACCAGAAGGGACUACAAGUCUCCGUCUUACCUUGGAGAAACAUAUUUCAGAACAGCGCACUGGCUAUGGAGGAACAGGUAGUAUUGAAAUCCCUGUGCUUUGCUUACUUGUGAAUGGAACACCUAAAAUACUUGAGCGCAUUUACAGGGCCUUGGAAAAUUCUGCCCCCUGGCUCAUCUUGGCAGGAUCUGGUGGCAUAGCUGACAUCUUAUCAGCACUAAUGAAUGAACCCCACUUAAUAGUGCCACAGGUGGUGGAAAAGCAAUUAAAAGAGAAAUUCCCCACUGAAGAUUUCUUGUGCAAGGACAUUAUUCAGUGGACCACAGUGAUCCAGAGCAUUAUUGCCCAUCAGCAUCUUCUAACGGUUCAUGAUUUUGAGCAAGAAGGUUCAGAAGAGUUGGAUACUGUCAUUUUGAAAGCUCUAGUUAAAGCCUGUAAGAGUCAUAGUCAAGAAGCUCAGGAAUACCUGGAUGAGCUGAAGCUGGCUGUGGCCUGGAAUAGAGUGGACAUAGCUAAAAGUGAAAUAUUCAAUGGAGAUGUUGAAUGGAAGUCAUGUGACCUAGAGGAAGUGAUGAUGGAUGCCCUGGUGAAUGAUAAGCCAGAAUUUGUCAAGUUGUUCAUUGAUAAUGGGGCCAACAUAUAUGACUUCCUGACGUACAGCCGGCUGCAGAGACUCUACUGUACCAUCUCACCAAAGUGUCUCCUCUAUUCACUUUUGCUUAAAAAACAUGAAGAAAACAGACUCACUUUGGCAGGGAUGAGUGGGCAACAACACAAGGAAAUGAUGGAUACUUGCCCACUCUUCACUCUCCAUGAAGUUUCCAGGGUGCUGAAGGAUUUUUUACAUGAUGCAUGCAAAGGUUUCUAUCAAGAACAUAAGUCUGGAAACAAGAAGAAAACUGAUAAGUUACAUGCAAAAAGGUUACCUGGCCCUUUGGAUAUGAAUCAGAAAAGUGGAAAUCCUUGGAGAGAUUUAUUUUUAUGGGCAGUACUUCAAAAUCGGCACAAGAUGGCAUACUAUUUCUGGGCUAUGGGGCAGGAAGGUGUAGCUGCAGCCCUGGCAGCUUGUAAAAUUCUCCGAGAGAUGUCCCAUCUGGAGACAGAAGCUGAAGUAGUCCGCAGAAUGAAAGAAGCAAAAUAUGAGCAGCUUGCUGUGGAAUUAUUCAGUGACUGCUACCACAACAGCGAGGACCGAGCAUUUGCUUUGCUAGUGAGGAGGAACCGUUUUUGGAGCAAAACCACUUGUCUCCAUUUGGCCACAGAAGCAGAUACCAAGUCUUUCUUUGCACAUGAUGGGGUGCAGGCUUUUCUGACAAAAAUCUGGUGGGGAGAUAUGUCAACAUCCACCCCUAUCUUGAAGCUAAUUUGUGGAUUUUGGUGUCCUUUCCUGAUAUAUACUAAUUUAAUAUCAUUCAGUGAGGAAACCCAGUCAGUGGAAGAUCCAGAAUCAUUUAAAGAGCUUGAGAGCUUGGAUACAGAAAAGGUGUCACCAACCUUUGGGUUACAGAUCAAGAGCAAAACCCUCUAUGAGGGUCCCAGAACACAGAACACUUCUGAAAAUGUCGCAUAUGCAACAUUUGUGUUUAUACGAUGGAAAAAAUUCUGGACUGCUCCGGUCACAGUAUUUAUGGGAAAUGUUAUCAUGUACUUUGCCUUCCUCUUUCUGUUUUCCUAUGUCCUCUUGGUGGAUUUCAAACCACCCCCACCUAAAGGUCCAUCAGUCCUUGAGGUUAUACUUUACUUUUGGGUUUUUACACUGGUCUUGGAAGAAAUCCGACAGAGUUUUUUCACCGAUGAGGAUAUGAAUUUAAUGAAGAAGUUCAAAUUGUAUGUAGAAGAUAACUGGAACAAGUGUGAUAUGGUUGCCAUCUUCCUGUUCAUCAUUGGAGUCACCUGCAGAAUGCUGAAUUCAGCCUUUCAAGAUGGCCGAACAAUACUAGCUAUUGAUUUUAUGGUGUUUGCUCUCAGACUGAUUCACAUUUUUGCCAUUCAUAAGCAGCUGGGUCCAAAGAUUAUCAUUGUAGAGAGAAUGAUGAAGGAUGUUUUCUUCUUCCUUUUUUUCUUGACUGUGUGGCUCAUUGCUUAUGGUGUGACCACCCAAGCCUUGCUCCAUCCUGAUGACAGUCGAGCUGAGUGGAUCUUCAGAAGGGUCCUCUACCGUCCUUACCUUCAAAUAUUUGGACAGAUUCCUCUGGAUGAAAUAGAUUCCUCUCACAUGGAUCUGAAAAAUUGCACAUCCAAAGACAACAUGCUAUCAUGUCCUAAUGACUAUGCUAAUUGGCUUGUCAUCCUUCUCUUGGUCAUUUUCCUUCUGGUUACAAAUGUGCUGCUUAUGAACCUACUGAUUGCCAUGUUCAGUUACACUUUUCAGGUUGUUCAGGGAAACGCAGACAUAUUCUGGAAAUUUCAGCGUUACAACUUGAUUGUUGAAUACCAUGGUCGACCUGCAUUUGCUCCACCUUUUAUCAUUAUUGACCACAUUAAACUAUUUCUAAGACGAAUAUUAAAAAAAAUGGAGCACAAGAAAGAGCACAUGGAAAGAGAUCUGCCAGAAGGCCUGGAUCAGAAAAUCAUAACCUGGGAGAUGCUACAAAAAGAAAACUAUCUGGCAAAUCUAGAAAAUAAGAAAAAAGAAAGCAAUGAAGAAAGACUAAAGAAAAUGUCAGACAAGGUGAACAAUCUUUCAAAAUAUUUUAGUGGUUUAAAAGAACAAGACAAACGGCUUAGAUCUUUGGAAUCACAAAUUAACUACUGCACAGUUAUCCUUUCCUCCAUGGCAGAUACCGUAACCCAAAACAGCUGGUUUGAUGAAAGACCAGCUUUGAACUACACACGCUUCAUAAAUACUGGCUCUGAUCAAAUGCCUGCACCAGAAAGGAAUGAAGAUGGAGAAACCACUGAUCAGCUUCAAGAUGACAUGAUGUAUAUUGAUAACUAA
Molecule: messenger RNA, 3657 nt
Organism: Heteronotia binoei (common prickly gecko)
Lineage: Eukaryota; Metazoa; Chordata; Lepidosauria; Squamata; Gekkonidae
Gene: TRPM5
Product: transient receptor potential cation channel subfamily M member 5
Exons: 28
Coding region: 1-3657 (1218 amino acids)
Biological process (GO): calcium ion transmembrane transport
Cellular component (GO): membrane
Molecular function (GO): ligand-gated calcium channel activity; calcium-activated cation channel activity
Source: RefSeq, a predicted model, not a curated record